CGUCCAGUUAAGGCUUAGGAACGUUGGAGAGGUCUUGUUUCUACCUAGCUUGUGUGACAUGAAGGGGAGGCUCGAGUGUAGGAAGUAUGGCAGCAGAGCGGCGGCACUGUGGCUCAUGCUGCCCCUUCUUGUUCUCGUUGUGCUCAAGAUCGAUUUCCUGCCACAGGUUGCUCGCUUUAGUGAGACCAGAUUUACCAAAGUCGCAGACGAAAUGGUUCACAAGGUUUCAUCCUUAGGUUUGGACGUAGCGAAGUCAGAAGCUGCAGAAGAUUCGAUUGUCAGGCCACCACCUUCUGCAGCAUCAAGAGGCGAGAUAACCGGCAACGUCGUUGCGUCUAAAGAUCCCAACCAACAAAACCAAGUUCUUCGAGCGAACAGGCCAAAAGAUAGUUCUCUAAUUAAUUCACACAUGGCAACACGAAUCAGCAAGUUAACCUGCAACUUCAGCAAUUAUCACACGAACACCUGCACAAUGGAAGGAGACUUGCGCAUCCAUGGAAAAUCCGCCACAGUCUAUGUCGUAUCAGCAUCCACGUUCCGUCCAGAAAAUUCGACGAUCAAGGUCCGCCCAUACGCACGAAAGUGGGAAAAAGAAACCAUGUCCAAGAUUCGGGAGGUGACCAUGCGAUCCAGUCCGCCAGCCGCCAACACCAUUGUCCCACCCCAGUGCACGGUUAGGCACUAUGUGCCAGCGGUGGUCUUCUCUACCGGUGCCUACAGUACAAACUACUUCCACUCCAUGAGCGACAUCAUCGUUCCACUCUACAUCACGGCCCGUGAGUACAACGGCCGUGUCCAGUUACUUGCUACUGACUAUGACUCCAAAUGGGUUGCCAAGUACAGGCCGAUCCUGGCCGCACUAUCCAUCUACCCAGUCAUAGACUUUGACGCCGACACCGCCGUGCGCUGCUUCCCAUCGGCGCAUGUGGGGUUGGAGAGUCACAAGAUACUUGGCAUUGACCCAGGUCUAUCACGCAACGGUUAUACUACGAUGGGCUUCAGAGACUUCCUUCGGUGGACCUACUCGCUGCAGCGGUCAUGGGCGACCCCCAUAAGCAGGAGCUCUGGACAGAAACCUCGGCUCGUCAUGGUUCUGCGGCGCCACUCAAGGGCACUGACAAACGAAGCCGACGCCAUCGCUUCCAUGACAGAUCUCGGCUUCGAUGUGGUUGCUGCGGGACCAGAGGAUGUCCGUGACAUGGACCGGAUCGCGGGGGUGGUGAACUCAUGCGACGUGAUGGUGGGCGUGCACGGCGCUGGGCUGACCAACAUGGUGUUCCUGCCUCACAACGGCACGAUAGUGCAGAUUAUCCCGUGGGGCGGGAUGAAGUGGCCGUGCUGGUAUGACUUCGGCCAACCGGUGCCGGACAUGGGGCUCCGGUAUGUCGAGUACGAGGCGAUAGCGGAUGAGACCACGCUAAAGCACAAGUACCCAAGGGACCACCCCGUGUUUACCGACCCAAUGUCCAUACACCGUAAGGGAUUUCGUGACGUUUGGAAGACCUUCCUUGACGGCCAGAACGUCACGCUGGACAUCGACCGGUUCAGAGGGGUCAUGCAGCAAGUGUACCUGUCCAUCACGACGGAAUAGAUCUAGAGUACUAGUCGCUGAGCUGAUGGAUCGAUCAAUUGUAAUUUUGCUCAUCUGUUGCUGUUUUUUUUUUCAAUUCCUACUCAGGGCCACUAACUUGUAACAUGGCAUGAAAAAUAUUCUUGGAACUGUUCAGAACAAUUA
Molecule: messenger RNA, 1735 nt
Organism: Phragmites australis (common reed)
Lineage: Eukaryota; Viridiplantae; Streptophyta; Magnoliopsida; Poales; Poaceae
Product: alpha-1,3-arabinosyltransferase XAT2-like
Exons: 6
Coding region: 59-1591 (510 amino acids)
Molecular function (GO): glycosyltransferase activity
Source: RefSeq, a predicted model, not a curated record